Molecule: messenger RNA, 1683 nt
Organism: Penicillium cosmopolitanum
Lineage: Eukaryota; Fungi; Ascomycota; Eurotiomycetes; Eurotiales; Aspergillaceae
Product: CRAL-TRIO domain-containing protein
Exons: 4
Coding region: 1-1683 (560 amino acids)
Source: RefSeq, a predicted model, not a curated record
AUGCGCGCCAGCUCCAUUCUGCGCCGGCGCAUCCAACCCUCGGCGAAAUCCCUCGCCUCCCCCGGACGCGCACAGAUCCACGAACAGAGAACCGCUUCGUCCCUUUGGAUCUCAAUCUCCCUGCUUGCUGUUGGUGGAGGUGCCUGGGCCCAUAAUUACUUCACGUCCAACGACUUAUCAUCAUCCGCACAUACCCGGUCCCCGCCGCAAGAACCCUUCCUCGGUGUUAUCGAUACCCUCAAAACCAUGCCCGUCGAACCAGCUCCAGGCACCGUCGGGACCCUGACCCCGGAGCAGGAGGCCAAACUCCAAGAACUCUGGGUCAUGACGUUGAAGGUCUUCGGCGUCGACAUCCAGGCCCUUGAAACUGAGGCCAAGGACAAGGAGAGCGCGGACGUUGCUGCAGCCAACGCGUCUAAGAAAGAAAAGCCCUCAAAACGUCGAUGGGGAAUCUGGGGUCGUAGCAACGACGAUGGCGACGACGAUUCGAAGAGUGUCUCCUCCGCGAGCGGAAUCACCGCUAGCCUUGCCUCGAUCAACGUCUCCGACAGCAGCGAUGACAAGUAUGGUCAAUCCAAGGAAUUCCAACAGGCCCUAGUCGACAUGUCACCCGAGGAGAUCCGCACAGCUUUCUGGAAUAUGGUCAAGCAGGAUCACCCGGAUGGAUUGCUACUCCGGUUCCUGCGCGCGCGCAAAUGGGAUGUCAAGAAGGCAUUGGUCAUGAUGAUUUCCACCAUGCGCUGGCGCUUACAGGAUGUUCACGUGGAUGAUGAUAUUAUGGCCAAUGGAGAAGCCACAGCUGUGAAGUUGUCGCAAAGCUCGGACGCGACGGAGAAGAAGAAGGGCGAGGAGUUCUUGUUCCAGAUGCGCAAGGGUAAGAGUUUCUUGCACGGUGUGGACAAAUUUGGUCGUCCUAUUUGCGUUGUUCGUGUUCGCCUGCACCAUGCUUCGGAUCAAGAGGUCGAUACCUUGGAACGCUUUACCGUCUAUACCAUUGAAACUGCCCGUCUACUGCUGGCGCCUCCUGUUGAAACUGCUACCAUUAUUUUUGAUAUGACCGACUUUGGAAUGGCCAAUAUGGACUAUACCCCCGUGAAAUUCAUGAUCAAGUGCUUUGAAGCCAAUUACCCCGAGUCCCUGGGAUCCGUACUCAUUCACAAGGCUCCUUGGGUUUUCUCCAGUAUCUGGAGCAUCAUCAAGGGCUGGCUAGAUCCCGUUGUGGCUGCAAAGAUCCACUUCACCAAGAACCGCGAAGACUUAGAAGCCUUUAUCCCGCCCAGCCAAAUUAUGAAAGAGCUAGAGGGCGGAGAGGACUGGGAAUACAAAUAUGUCGAGCCUGAGGCAGGCGAAAACAGCAAGAUGGAAGAUACGGAGACUCGCGAUAAGCUGACCUCCGAGCGUCAGGAACUUGCCAAGGACAUUCAAAAGUCCACGAUUGAGUGGAUCCAAGCUAGCUUCAAGCAGGAGAACGAGGCUGCUUCUGCCGCUAAAGAAAAGCGUGAUGGUCAGAUUGAGCAUCUUCGCAAACAGUAUUGGGAGCUCGACCCAUAUAUUCGAACUCGCUCGCUUUAUGACAGACUUAACAUUGUUCAAGGGAACGGCAAGAUCGAUUUCUAUCCCGGCUCGGAGAAGAAGAAGACCGAGACCGAAGAACAAACUCCUGUCAGUGAGGCAACUGCAUAA